This is a messenger RNA of Zea mays, 402 nucleotides long. RefSeq names its product mitochondrial inner membrane protease subunit 2. Lineage: Eukaryota; Viridiplantae; Streptophyta; Magnoliopsida; Poales; Poaceae. The record is from RefSeq and is a predicted model, not a curated record. Bases 16 to 402 code for a protein of 128 amino acids. The transcript has a single exon. Gene Ontology annotation, cellular component: mitochondrial inner membrane peptidase complex. Gene Ontology annotation, molecular function: serine-type endopeptidase activity.
UCCGCCGCCGCCGCCAUGCCGGGCUUCGCUCAGCGUCUCGCGGGCAUCCCGUGGCGGAGCAUCGCGAGGCAAGGCCUCUCCCGCGUGUUCCUGGUGGCGAAGGCCUACUGCGUGAUCCACAUCGCCAACGAGCACCUCUGCUCGGUCGCUUUAGUGCGGGGCGCCAGCAUGCUGCCGGCCCUGAACCUGGCGGACGACGUGGUGGCGGUGGACAGGGUCAGCGUGAGGUUCGGCCGGGUCGCGCCGGCGGACAUCGUGCUGAUGAUCUCCCCCGAGGACCCGCGCAAGUGGCUCAUCAAGCGCGUCGUCGGGAUGCAGGGGGACUCCAUCACCUACCUUGUCGACCCCGGCAACAGCGAUUCCUCCAGAACCAUCGUGGUGAGUUGGUCACCACUGGGCUAG